Chara braunii is the source of this 799-nucleotide messenger RNA. The record is from the annotation of a GenBank genome assembly. Lineage: Eukaryota; Viridiplantae; Streptophyta; Charophyceae; Charales; Characeae.
GGGAGGGAGACACUGUUGGCUUUUGUUCCCGACCACCUUGCUCUUUGCGUAGUGAAGGCACUGUUGGGAGGACGAGGACGCUGAUCCCGAUGGCGAGAAGAGUGUCCCGAUCCGUCUCGUCCAUGGCGGCUAUGGCGGCGCUGCUGGUACUUGCCUUAAUGCAGUCCGCCAUCCACGGACAUGCUGCGUCCCCGGAUCCUGGUACGGUCAAGAUCGAGAGUUUCAGUUAUGCCGGCGACGGUUGCCCACCUGGUUCCGCCGAGGGCGCGGUGUCCGAUGACGGCCAAGCGCUCACCGUCAUGUUUAGCCAGUACACUGCCUCGACAGACGCUGGCAGUUCCGGUCUGAGGAAGGCGUGCACGGUGACGGCCGUGCUGAGUUAUCCGCUAGGUUUCCGGUUCCACCUGCUGGACGUCACCAUGCGCGGGUACAUCAAGCUGGACGCUGGCGUGACGGGCACCGUUCAGACCAGUUACCAUAUCUCCGGGGUAAGCGGGACGACACGAGCUAAGCGCGUCAUCACCGGCGCGUUCGAUGACAACUUUGAGUUCACGGACAGUUUCGCUGCAGCCGUCUACAGCGAGUGCAACACGGUCAGGAACCUCAACCUCGUCUCCGAAGUGCGAGUGAAUCCUGGGAACCCACCGGCAAGCGGCCUCCUGACCAUGGACUCUCAGGAUCUCCGGCUCACGCAAGUCUUCGCCCUCGCCUGGGAGUCCUGCUGAACCCCAGGCCAUUGCCACCUUGUCGCCUCAGCACGUAGCACGCGACCAAACUAGGCUACAUGCUCACGGACGGA